This is a messenger RNA of Adineta steineri, 1293 nucleotides long. NCBI's taxonomy places the organism in Eukaryota, Metazoa, Rotifera, Eurotatoria, Adinetida, Adinetidae. The record is from the annotation of a GenBank genome assembly.
AUGAAUACGAAUAAAUCACCUUCAUAUUUACAUCAAUUUUCUUGGGAAGAAUGGGAUACUCAAAUGAUUGUUGUAUUAUAUCGAUCUGAUCGACGUUUCGUUGUUAAACGAUAUCUUGAACGAGUUCUUGCAAAUUCAACUCAAUGGCGACAAUUAACUCAAUUAUUAUUUUCAAAUGUCGAACCCAUUACUAAAGCAUAUACAAUGACAGAGAAUGAAGUUAAAUUAAUGCAUCAAAUAUUUUCAUGGCAUAUGAAUGAAACUUUAAAAUUUCCAAUUAUUGGUGGACUUGAUCAAUUACUCGAUUGGGAAGAUGUACUUGAUUUUAUCGAACGUUUACAACAAACUUCAAAAGAUAAUAAAAAUAAUAACCUAACAUUAUUACAUUCACCGUCGAUUUUACCAACAAUUCCUAUUGGAAUAUCAUCAUCAACAUUACUUACAAAAAAACCCAUAGAAAAUAAAAAAGAUAUUUCAACACCAACUAAAAUAAAUAAAAGAGUUCGACCACAACAAUUAAUUUCUGAAAGUACAUCAUCAUCUUCAUCAGAUCAUUGGGUACAAAUAAAUAAUAUUUGUGUACCUUAUAUAAUUAAAUAUCAACAAAUACGUUUUCUUCCAUAUCAAGUUAUACUUGAUUGUGAUUUACUUACUGAACAAGAACAAUCAUUUCUUAUUCAUUUUACAAUAAAAGCCGAUGGAAAUGAUAUUCAAACAUUUGAACGAACUAUAUCUUCAUCAUCUUUAAUAGAUUUUACAUUAAAUAAUGAUUUACUUCUUAUUGAUCUUUAUCAUUUAAUAUUUGGAAUGUCAAGAGUUGUCUAUAUUAAAUUACUUCCUAAUCAACGUGAUGUAAAUAAAAGUUAUAAAACUGUCUUGGCACAACGUGGUGGUACGAUUAACAUUCGUUCUCAUUCAAUUCCAUUUAUUAGUCUUGGUAAAUUCGAUUAUAUUUUACUUGAUUCUUUAAUGACUACAUUACAACCAACAACAAAAAUUAUAGCGAAUUUACGACGACAAGCUCCGCCUGCUCAAUCUCAUGAAAUUGAUUAUUUUCGUCUUAUACAAUUCUAUCAAAAAGAUGAUUCUAUUCUAUUACAUCAACAACAACAGCAACCACAAUUGCUUAUAAGUACUCAGGAAAUUUAUAAAUAUAUCAAUAAGGAUAGUCUUGUUAAUGAUAUGACACUAAUACAAUAUCAACAGAUUGAAUAUCAAAAAAUGCGAAAAAAAUUAGAUACAAUGGAAAAUAAAACAAUGAAAAAACCAACAAAACGCGCAAAGGAAAUCUAA